This is a messenger RNA of Austrofundulus limnaeus, 2010 nucleotides long. RefSeq names its product pyruvate dehydrogenase phosphatase catalytic subunit 1 (gene pdp1). The record is from RefSeq and is a predicted model, not a curated record. Gene Ontology annotation, molecular function: cation binding; [pyruvate dehydrogenase (acetyl-transferring)]-phosphatase activity. Gene Ontology annotation, cellular component: mitochondrion. Lineage: Eukaryota; Metazoa; Chordata; Actinopteri; Cyprinodontiformes; Rivulidae. Gene Ontology annotation, biological process: protein dephosphorylation.
UUUUAUUUACGUGACCUGGUCCUGUCAAUAAGAUGGUGCAGAACGUGUUCCGGACGGGUUUUCUGGUCCGGGCCGCUCACACUUUGUUAACCUGGGUCGUAACUGUCGUUCUGUUCCUGCACAGCUGUACGCAGCGACCCCAAUGUAACGUCAGAGGGCUCAGCCAAUCAGCGUUCGGUGUGUGGAUACAGCAGGAGCGAUGAUCGGCACCAAGCCAGUGAUGCCAUGAACUCGAAUGACUUCUUCACAUUCUUAGGUUGAGGUGUGUGCACAUUGGUGGUGUGGUGUUUGAGUGUGCCUUCAGCGCAUGGUCAGCGAUGCCUGUUACAUCUCAGUUGCUCAGGGCUUUGCCUCGUGCCAAGGUCUUUGCAUCCUGUCUGUUACCAUGUCAACACCACCAUUCCCAGUUUGGUCUCAUCACUCCAACGCGAGACAGGCAGAGACAGAGGUCAGGAAGAAGCUACCAGACAUCCUCAAGGCUCCACAGCUACAUCCUCACCCCACCGCAGGUCAACUCUAUUCUGAAGGCCAACGAGUACAGCUUUAAGGUACCAGAGUUCGAUGGGAAAAAUGUAUCAUCAGUGAUGGGCUUCGACAGCAAUCAGCUUCCGGCCAAUGCUCCGAUAGAAGAUCGUCGGAGCGCCGCCACAUGCCUGCAGACACGAGGGAUGCUGCUGGGUGUGUUUGAUGGACACGCGGGCUGUGCCUGCGCUCAGGCGCUGAGUGAGAGGUUGUUUUACUACAUAGCGGUUUCGCUGCUUCCCCACGACACCCUGUGUGAGCUGGAGGCUGCAGUGGAAAGCGGCAGAGCCCUCAGUCCCAUCCUGCAGUGGCACAAACACCCCAAUGACUACUUCAGCCGGGAGGCUCAGAGACUCUACUUCAACAGCCUGCGAACAUACUGGCAGGAGUUAAUAGACCUAACCAGCCCGGGAGAGGUUCCAGACACAAGAGAGGCCUUAAUGAACGCCUUCAAAAGGCUGGACAAUGACAUUUCCCUGGAAGCUCAGGUUGGAGACCCGAGCGCCUUUCUGCAUUACUGGGUUUUGAGGGUGGCCUUUUCUGGAGCAACAGCCUGCGUGGCUCACAUCGACGGACCAGACCUCUUUAUAGCCAAUGCAGGAGACGCUCGGGCCGUGUUGGGGGUGCAGGAGGAGGACGGUUCGUUCAGCGCUCUCACCUUAUCUAACGACCACAGCGCCCAGAAUGAGGACGAGGUUGCUCGGAUACGAAGCGAGCACCCUGCAUCUGAGAGGAAGACCGUCAUACGUCAGGACAGAUUGCUCGGCCUGCUCAUGCCGUUCCGUGCGUUUGGGGACGUGAAGUUCAAGUGGAGCAUUGAGCUGCAGAAGCGAGUGUUGGAGUCCGGACCCGAUCAGCUCCACGAAAACGAGCACACCAAGUUCAUCCCUCCCAACUACCACACGCCCCCCUAUCUGACCGCCGAGCCCGAGAUCACGCACCACAAACUGCGGCCGCAGGAUCGUUUCCUGGUAAUUGGCUCCGAUGGCCUCUGGGAGACCCUCCACCGACAGGAAGUGAUCCGCAUAGUCGGAGAACAUUUAACAGGAGUUCAUCAGCGCCAGCCGCUUAAAGUCGGAGGCUACAAAGUCACUUUGGGACAGAUGCAGGGGCUGCUCGAGGAGCGGAAGACCCGUAUGUCCUCGGCGUUCGAGGACCAGAACGCAGCGACCCACCUGAUGAGGCACGCUGUGGGGAACAGUGAGUUCGGCACGGUGGACCACGAGAGGCUGUCCAAAAUGCUCUCGCUGCCCGAGGAGCUAGCCCGUAUGUACCGCGAUGACAUCACCAUCAUCGUCACCCAGUUCAAUCCUCACGUGAUCGGAGCACAGAGGCAGGAAGGAGAGUUGUGAGCUGAUGUCAUCAAUACCAACAGGGUAUAUGAAACAUCUGUCCAGCUGUUAUAACACUAUUUAUGUAAAACACACACACACACACACACACACACACACACACACACACACACACACACACACACACACACACACA